Zymoseptoria tritici IPO323 is the source of this 453-nucleotide messenger RNA. RefSeq lists its product as uncharacterized. The coding region runs from base 1 to 453 and encodes 150 amino acids. NCBI's taxonomy places the organism in Eukaryota, Fungi, Ascomycota, Dothideomycetes, Mycosphaerellales, Mycosphaerellaceae. The record is from RefSeq and is a predicted model, not a curated record. The transcript is spliced from 3 exons.
AUGUCUGAGUACCUUGCUCUCUGCGAGUGUGUCACUGCGAACGAGGACCUGGGCAAUCAUGGCGUAGAAUCCGCGGAGGAGAUGUGGAACAUUACCCUUAUUAUCCUCCAGUCCUCCUCCGCUUCCUGCGCCGCUAUGCAAAAAGCCGCCCACGGCGCUUCGCAGAUCCAAAGCCUCGCCGUCCGCUCCAUCGUCUGCCGCAAUGCCCGCACGUAUACUCUUCCCUGGCCUAUGACGACCUCUAACCAUCCUAGUCCGCUUAUGCUCCUUAACUACCAACUCUCCCAGUUCAACUCCACCGUCGCCGCUCUCGCCACACUCCAAUCCUCGCUCCUCCCCCAGCUAGCAGACAGCACAAACCUCUUUGGAGUCCGCUUUGCCAGCUUUACGUCCGCUUUGACAAAACACAAACUCAAUCAGCAGCGCGGCCAGGAUGUAUAUCGCUACUUCUAA